Sycon ciliatum is the source of this 1256-nucleotide messenger RNA. RefSeq lists its product as uncharacterized. The record is from RefSeq and is a predicted model, not a curated record. Lineage: Eukaryota; Metazoa; Porifera; Calcarea; Leucosolenida; Sycettidae.
AAUUCAGAAUUCAUCUGGACUGUUCCGGACUAGAAGGCCGCCAGCAAGCCACCAUCCAGCUGUUCAUCUUCAGCAGCAGUCAAGCAAAGGAACCAAUCAGAUACACAAUCUACACGACCAUCGAGACCGUCUGUCCACCUAUUGACGGAUGGGAGGAGGCAACACAACCCCCUCUAUGCGAAGGCAAGAGUGCCAAGAGUACAUGCAAGACGCUGUGCAACGCGCGCAGCAGAGAGGAGCUGGCGGCGCUCUACUGCAAUGCUAGUGCCAUUGUUGUGGGAACGUUCCGAAAGACCAAAGUGCUGGAGAAAAGGUGUGAGAAUCGCGUUUUGCUGGCGGACUGGCGCUCGAAGCAAGUCAGCAGUGCUAACAGCUUCGCUGCUGGACAGGCAAUGACUCGGCGCAAGUUCCAGGUGGUGGUGGGGAGCGAGUUCAGAACGUGCAAGUGCCUUCGUCGCUUGAAGCGAGACAAACGCUACAUCUUCCUGGGCGAGAUGAGUAAGAAGAGCCGUACCAUGCACCUGACAGGUGCCAUGGCAUUUGUGGCCAAGCGCUCCGGUGAUGCGCGGGAAGUGCUGGGUUCAGUAAGGUGCCCAUGAAGAGCCGCUGUAGCCGGACCGAUACGGGCAACGUCGAACCAACCCAGACUUGGCGAAAUUGGAUCAGGGCGACUGAACAUUUUAGUUGAGAGAAACACACACACGCACAUACCGUACCGUGCAAAAGAUGAUGCUAUGGGAGAUACUGAACUAUGGGAAUAGCUAAGUCACUAGAAUGCCAAGCACUGUAUGUAAUAGACUUCAUCACUGAGUUCUGUUCGUUAUGGUCUAGACGUGCUCCGCUUGACUAUUUGUUGUAUGGCACGGUAUUUACACGCCAGGGAGCUACUAAACUUUUUAUUGUAGCUACUGACAUGGUAUUGUUCGAUAAGGACACGUAAAAUGCACACGUUUUGCACUUGAGCUACUUUCAGCAAUAGAAUUACUACAGGGUCUAUUAUCAUUUCAACAUCACCAGUAGUUCUAGGCUAUAAUUAUUAUAAAAGUGAGCACGCUAGUAUCCUAACAAUACUACUUGUAAGAAUGUGUUUUUGCUGAUACGUGACCACAAUGAAUCAUCAACUUAUAGCUCCAAUCCAAGAGAUUUCAAGGCUCUGUUGCAUUUUAGUUUCGCUAGACGUAUUUAGACCGUUGGCUUGCUAUUACCUUUGUUCAUUUUCAACAAGAUUAGGCACUGAAGAAGUCUUUUCUCGACCA